Molecule: messenger RNA, 951 nt
Organism: Guillardia theta CCMP2712
Lineage: Eukaryota; Cryptophyceae; Pyrenomonadales; Geminigeraceae
Exons: 3
Coding region: 1-951 (316 amino acids)
Biological process (GO): cell communication
Cellular component (GO): membrane
Source: RefSeq, a predicted model, not a curated record
AUGUCAGUCGAUGUGAUCGGCAAAUCUUGCUCUCUAGACUUUUACGGUGCUGAUUGCACCCAACAUUGCUCAAACGAAGCAACAUGUAGCGGACACGGAUAUUGCCAAGGAGAUGGCAGUUGUCAAUGCUUCCAAGGCUGGGCUGGCACAAAUUGCGAUGUCGAAAAAACUUUGUAUCAACACGAAUGCUCGACGGACUCGGAGUGUCAGGCAGCGAUCAGCGUUAACUCUACUUGCACACAGAAGGGAAUCUGUGAAUGUACAUCACACUCAGCAGGUCCCACGUGUUUGUCUUGUGCGACAGAUCUGUAUGGGCUGCAUUGCGAUCGAUAUUGCUCAAACGAAGCAACAUGUAACGGGAACGGGAUCUGUCAAGGGGACGGGAGCUGCAAAUGCUUCCAAGGCUGGGCUGGCACAAAUUGCGAUGUCGAAAAAACUUUGUAUCAACACGAAUGCUCGACGGACUCGGAGUGUCAGGCAGCGAUCAGCGUUAACUCUACUUGCACACAGAAGGGAAUCUGUGAAUGUACAUCACACUCAGCAGGUCCCACGUGUUUGUCUUGUGCGACAGAUCUGUAUGGGCUGCAUUGCGAUCGAUAUUGCUCAAACAAAGAAACAUGUAACGGGAACGGGAUCUGUCAAGGGGACGGGAGCUGCAAAUGCUUCCAAGGCUGGGCUGGGGAAUGUUCGACGUAUUGCCAGGCCGAAGUGACUUGCUAUGGUCAUGGGACGUGCGGGGGAGACGGUAGGUGCCAGUGCUACAACGGAUGGGGAGGGGAGAGGUGCAACCAGACAGAUGUGCUUCCUGUUGGGAGCGCACUUGUACAGCGGGGUUCUUCCUCAGCAAUUGUGGCUUCGGACGGGGCGGCGAGUGUACGCCCUGCUCCUCCUGUUCUGCCUCUCAAUAUGCAGCGACAGACUGUACCGAGAGGAGCGACACAGUCUGCAUGA